UCAGUCACAACACGGUGGGGCUCCCUGGCUGCGCCCGGCCCGGCAGCUACGGGCCCAGCGCCUGUUGGCGGCGCUGAGGGGUCGCCGAGAGGGGCCCGGCGGCGUCUGCGGGGGCCGCUCCCUCCGUGGGCCGCGGGCGAGGCAGGAGCGCGGGCUCCCCCUGCCUCUGGAGCGCCGGCGGGGGACGGCGGGGCAGGAGAUGUGCCUGUCCUUAGCGGCCCAGGAAGCAGCAUGCACCCCGAUGCGACCGACAGUGGCGGCGCCGGCCUCAGCCCCGCGCGGGCCGCAGGCGCCGGCCGUCCUGUCUCGGGCUUCAGGGGCGAGCGGCGGCCAGAGUCCCCGGGCGACGCGGAGGCAGCAGCGGCGGCGCCGGGGGCCCCGGGCGGCCGGAGCUGGUGGAAGCCCGUGGCGGUGGCCGCACUUGCCACCGUGGCCCUCUCCUUCCUGGGGCCCGGCAGCGGGGAGGCGGCGGGGGCCCCGGGGCUGAGCUCCGUCCUGCUCAGGCUCAGCCUGUACCUGAGCUGCGCUGCGGCCACCUUCCUGCUGGGGACCCUGUUCGCCCUCGUCUGCCGGAGCCCGCGCGCCCCGCCGCCCGACUUCGCCGCCGCCUGGAGCCGGCUGGCCGCGACCUCAGACGCCCGCCGCCCUCCUGGGAGUCCUGUGUAUGGAAACUCACAUGAGUCAGUUCAGUUUAGAAGGGUAGUAAUUUCUCAUAAUAUGGAUAAAGCUCUGAAAGAAGUGUUCGACUACAGUUACAGAGAUUGCAUUCUGUCCUGGUAUGGAAACCUCAGCAGAGAUGAGGGACAACUUUACCAUGUGCUCUUGGAAGACUUUUGGGAAAUUGCCAGACAGCUGCACCACAGACUGAGUCACGUGGAUGUAGUUAAAGUUGUCUGCAAUGAUGUUGUGAGGACUUUACUCACUCAUUUCUGUGACCUGAAAGGUGCUAAUGCCAGACAUGAACAGCCAAGACCUUUUGUGUUGUACGCAUGCUUGAGGAACUCAGAUGAUGAAGUAAGAUUUCUACAAACGUGUUCUCGGGUUCUGGUGUUUUGUCUCCUCCCCUCAAAGGAUGUGCAGUCUCUCAGCUUACCUAUAAUGCUUGCAGAAAUUCUCACAACAAAAGUCCUGAAGCCGGUAAUGGAGUUACUGAGUAAUCCAGAUUACAUUAACCAAAUGCUGCUUGCCCAGCUGGAGUACAGAGAGCAGAUGAAUGAACAUCACAAGAGAGCCUACACCUAUGGCCCCUCUUAUGAAGACUUCAUCAAGCUCAUUAACAGCAACUCUGAUGUGGAGUUCUUGAAGCAACUAAGGUAUCAAAUUGUAGUGGAAAUAAUCCAAGCGACUACAAUUAGCAGCUUUCCCCAACUGAAGAGGCACAAAGGUAAAGAAACUGUGGCAAUGAGGGCCAGGAACAUGAAGAGGUACAUCAACCAACUGACUGUGGCAAAGAAGCAGUGUGAGAAGAGAAUCCGAAUCCUGGGAGGCCCUGCCUAUGACCAGCAAGAGGAUGGGGCCGUGGAUGAGGGGGAAGGGCCUCAAAGCCAGAAGGUAGAACUUUAUAGUUUCUUGUUUUGACCCUACCAAGUUUAUUAUAAAUGCUGAUAGAACUACAUAUAAAGACUUUUAACUUAAAAAAAAAAAAAGAAAAAUUUUUGAGGUGAUAGAUAUGCGCUUACCCUGACUUGAUAAUUAUAGAUCGUAUACAUGUAUCAAAAUAUCACAUUGUGCAUCUAUUGAUUUGGCAAAUAAGCUAAUAAAGAAAUUUAAAAAGAAACAAAAUAUCACAUAUAGUCCCAAAAUAUGUAUAACUAUGAAAUAUCAAUUAAAAAUAUUAAAACUAAAUUGAGAUAUACAUUGAAAAGGAGGGAUGAAGUUACUAUAAUUAUUAGGAUGUGUGUUCUUACACCUAGACAUCUCCAGAGAAUCAGUUGAAAGUUUAUUUCUUUAAAAAUUAUGGGGGGAGGGUGGAACAAAAAGGCAGAACAUAGAGGAAUUUGAGGACAAUAAAACUAUUUUAUGUGAUAAUUGUGAUGGUUAAUACUCAGUGUCAACUUGACUGGAUUAAAGGAUGCAAAGUAUUGAUCUUGGCUGUGUCUGUGAGGGUAUUGCCAAAGGAGGUUAACAUUUGAGUCAGUGGGCUGUGAAAGAUAGACCCACUCUUAAUCUGGGUGGGCACAAUCUAGUCAGCUGCCAGCAAGGCCAGAAUGAAAAGCAGGCAGAAGAAUGUGAAAAGACUAGACUGACUUAGCCUCCCAGUCUACAUCUUUCUCCCAUGCUGAAUGCUUCCUGCCCUCGAACAUUGGAGUCCAACUUCUUCAGUUUUGGGACUCAGACUGGUUUCCUUGCUCCUCAGCUUGCAGAUGGCCUAUUGUGGGACCUUGUGAUCAUGUGAGUUAAUACUCCUUAGUAAUACAACAUAUACAUAUGUAUAUAUAAAAUAGUAUAUCCUAUUAGUUCUGUCCCUCUAGAGAACCCUAAUACGAUAAUAGAAUGGUAGAUAUAUGUCAUUCAUUAUACACUUGUCAAAACCCAUAAAAUUUACCACUCCAAGAAUGAACCAUAAUGUAGAUUGUGGACUUUGGGUGAUGAUCAUCUGUUAAUGCAGGGUCAUCGAUUAUAACAUAUUCCAUUCUCACGCUGGAUGUUGAUAGUGAGGGAGGCUGUGCAUGUAUGUGGGCAGGAAGUAUAUAGGAACUCUCUGUACUUUCUGCUGUGUGUAUUUUGCUGUGAAUCUAAAACUUCUCUAAAAAGUAAAGUUUAUUUAAAAACUAAUAGAAUUCAGUUAGAUUUCUGUGUGAAAAUGUGAAUUUGGAAAUCAAUAAUCUUUACAUAUAUUGAUACCAGUUAGAUUUUAUGGAAAAAAAUCCUAUUUACAGUGGAAAUUUUUAAAAGAUACAUAGGAAUAAAUUUGAGAAAUAUGCAAGUUAUUAUGAAUAAAUUAUUUAAAUACUAUAAUGAUACGUGAAAUAAAUGAAAAGGCAUACCAUGUUCUUGGACAGGAAUACUCUAUAUCAUAAAGAGAUCAACUAUUUUUAGGUUAAAUUUUAAUGUCAUUUAAAUCCACCUUAAAAUAAACCACAACAUUUUAGAGUAGAACUAGACAAGAUUAUUCUAAAGU
Messenger RNA from Pan troglodytes (chimpanzee), 3121 nucleotides. Its product is annotated as sorting nexin-25-like. The record is from RefSeq and is a predicted model, not a curated record. Gene Ontology annotation, cellular component: endosome. NCBI's taxonomy places the organism in Eukaryota, Metazoa, Chordata, Mammalia, Primates, Hominidae. Gene Ontology annotation, molecular function: phosphatidylinositol binding.